AACUUGAAGACUUUCUUUGACCUUUAAUUUGACCUUUUAUAACCCUAAUGUUUACUAUACACUAAAAGUAUAUCCUUUUAGGAUUCGAAUCAAUGAUUUGGCGCCAAUAUCCUAGGGAAUCGUCUUUCGGGGCUUGCUUUGCGCGACCAGCCAAGCCUGGACACCUCACUGGGCGCAUUACAGUCCAAGCGGACAUUCCAUUUUCCACGCGCCUCCAAUCCCCUGGCACAUAAAUCACGUAUAAAAGGCGAGCGUUUCACAAAGCCUAGGAAAAGAGAAGAGAUGGCCGUGGAAGAAAGCAAAAUAGAUCGUCACGCCACUGCCGAUGGAGGUGAGAUGAUAGCUGGCGAUGAUGUUAACCACAAUGAUCGAGAGGCUAAAGAUGGAGAGGGGCGAAAGAGAGGUAAGGGAAAGGUCGUGGUGGUGGCCAUGGAUGGAAGUAACUUGAGCACGCAAGCGCUUCACUGGGUCUUGGAGAAUUUGGUCUUUCGCAAAGCCGAGAGGGAUGAGGAUUCGGACGAGAUCGUUCUCUUCCACACCCAGCAAGUUCCUCCAGCGAACUGUAAUCUCGGGAUCACGACCCAGGAGAUGAUCGAUGCGAUCAAAAUGCAAGAGGAGGAGGCCGCGGUGGAAGUCCUGGAAAGUGGGAAGACGCUCUGCGAAGAACACAAGGUGAAAGUCAGGACGAUUGUAAAGUCUGGAGACCCCCGAGAUCACAUCUGCGAGAUUGUUGAAAAGGAACAAGCGAAUGUUCUCGUCAUGGGGAACAACGGGCAUGGAACGCUCAAGAGGUUUGUGCUCAUCUUCUUCUUGUUUCAACUUCAUACCAAGCUGAUGAAAUUGAUGGAAAACCAUAGGCUUCUUCUCGGGAGCACCUCAGACCACUGCGUUCACCGUGUGAAAUGUCACGUAAUCAUCGCAAAGGAUUUACGGUAAAGGAGUUACUUGCCACUCACUACAAGCACCG
Messenger RNA from Selaginella moellendorffii, 967 nucleotides. Its product is annotated as universal stress protein A-like protein. Bases 283 to 936 code for a protein of 217 amino acids. The record is from RefSeq and is a predicted model, not a curated record. NCBI's taxonomy places the organism in Eukaryota, Viridiplantae, Streptophyta, Lycopodiopsida, Selaginellales, Selaginellaceae. The transcript has 3 exons.